UACUGGCCCGGAAUCCCGGCUAGAAGGAAGGGGCAUGGUCAGGUUGGAUGUUGCGGGGAGGUUAAGCCACAGCCACGGUGGGCGGGGCUUAGCUAUCCCGAAGGCGGCCUGGGUCACCAGGGGCAGGUUAGGUGAAAAGGCUGGCCGGGCUUAGCGAGAAGAGGAGGCUUGGAAGCCCCAUUUACGCGCGAGGGCGGAGUCUCGAGCCGUUUGGGCUGACGCUGCGUCGGGGGCGGGGCUUUGCGCCGUCUUGGUGGACGCUGCGCCGGGGGCGGGGCUGGUGGGCGCGAGCUCCAAGAUGGCGGUGGCCAGUGCGGCCGCGCCGGCUGUGAACGUGUUUUCGUUCCGCGAUGUCCGGGCCGCGCCUGAUCCGGUGCUGGAGGCCGGCCCAGUGGCACACGGGCCACUACCGGUGCCAUUAGUGCUGGACAACGGGUCGUUCCAGGCCCGCGCCGGCUGGGCGUGCCCGGGGCCGGACCCGGGCCCUGAACCCCGGCUGCAGUUCCGCGCCGUGUGCGCCCGCGGGCGGGGCGGGGCUCGUGGCGGAGCAGGCCCGCAGGUGGGCAACGCGCUGGGCAGCCUGGAGCCGCUGCGCUGGAUGCUCCGGUCGCCCUUCGACCGCAACGUGCCGGUGAACCUGGAGCUGCAGGAGCUGCUGCUUGACUACAGCUUCCAGCAUCUGGGUGUCUCCUCACAGGGCUGUGUCGAUCAUCCCAUAGUUUUGACAGAAGCCGUGUGCAACCCACUGUAUUCACGACAAAUGAUGUCAGAGCUUCUCUUUGAGUGCUAUGGGAUUCCUAAGGUUGCCUACGGAAUAGACAGCCUCUUCAGCUUCUACCACAAUAAGCCAAAGAGCUUGAUUUCCAGCGGGCUCAUCAUUUCAUCUGGAUACCAGUGUACACAUAUUUUACCCGUCUUAGAAGGGAGGUUAGAUGCUAGAAACUGCAAACGCAUCAAUCUGGGAGGAAGCCAAGCAGCUGUCUACCUCCAGCGUCUCCUGCAGCUGAAGUACCCUGGGCACCUGGCGGCCAUCACUCUCAGCCGCACGGAGGAGAUCCUGCACGAGCACAGCUACAUCGCGGAGGACUACGUGGAAGAAUUGCAGAAAUGGCGGUGCCCCGAUUACUACGAAGACAACGUCCACAAGAUGCAGCUCCCGUUCUCCAGCAAGCUGCUGGGCAGCACCCUGACCUCCGAGGAGAAGCAGGAGAGGCGGCAGCAGCAACUGCGGCGGCUGCAGGAGCUCAACGCCCGGCGGCGGGAGGAGAAGCUGCAGCUCGACCAGGAGCGGCUGGACCGGCUGCUCUACGUGCAGGAACUUCUAGAGGAAGGCCAGAUGGAUCAGUUUCACAAAGCUCUGAUGGAGCUGAACAUGGACUCCCCAGAAGAGCUGCAGUCCUACAUACAGAAGCUCAGUUCAGCGGUGGAGCAAGCUAAGCAGAAGAUCCUUCAAGCAGAGGUCAACCUCGAGGUGGAUGUGGUGGAGAGCAAGCCAGAGACCCCGGACCUGGAGCAGCUCGAGCCGUCUCUGGAAGACGUGGAAAACAUCAACGACUUCGAGCCCUUGUUUUCAGAGGAAACGCCCGAAGUGGAGAAGCCAGUGGCCACAGUCCAGCCCGUGUUUAACUUGGCAGCGUACCACCAGCUGUUUGUUGGGACAGAAAGAAUUCGAGCUCCAGAAAUCAUCUUCCAGCCGUCCCUCAUAGGAGAAGAGCAGGCAGGCGUAGCGGAGACGCUCCAGUACGUCCUAGACAGGUUCAGCUGGCCUCGAACCCUGUGCUGGAUGCCUGGUACGGUGCUCGUGACUGGGCCCUGGACCACCUGGACGACGAAGAUGUCUGGAUCACCAGGAAGGAAUACGAGGAGAAGGGAGGUGGCUACCUCAAGGAGCACUGUGCCUCCAAUGUUUACGUCCCCAUCCGCCUGCCCAAGCAGGCCUCACGCUCCUCAGAAGCCCAGGCAUCAGGCAAAGGCUCGGGGGCCAGUGGAGGCGGUGCCAGCGAGCAGGCGUAGCCGAGGGGCCCCUCCAGAGACCUUCAGCCACGUCGGCCAGUGUGACAGGGCAGUGACUCUGUCAGAUGUGCCCGACCCGAGUCGGCUGGGAACAUUUGGCUACAAGAUGGAUUUCUUUCUCCUGCGGAGAACAGUUAAGAGCCACUGGGAGCUACCCUUCAGAAGUGUGUUCAUCUGGGGACAUCUGCAGUGAAGGGACUGUAAGAGGCUGCUGGCUUUGCUGAGCUGUGAAUGAAGACAGUAUGGGGGACGGGGAUGCAUGAGCUGCACAGGCUUCCUCCUCCCUGCGUUUUAAAGCCUUUUUUGUUUUUUGGGGUUUUUUUUAAUCCUUUAAAUUUUGUACUGUCAGUGUAGAUAUUCUUCCAAAUUUAUUAAAAAUUGUGUAGAUGCC
This is a messenger RNA of Camelus dromedarius (Arabian camel), 2404 nucleotides long. It is a transcript of the gene ACTR5, whose product is annotated as actin related protein 5. NCBI's taxonomy places the organism in Eukaryota, Metazoa, Chordata, Mammalia, Artiodactyla, Camelidae. The transcript has 8 exons. The record is from RefSeq and is a predicted model, not a curated record. Gene Ontology annotation, cellular component: cytoplasm; Ino80 complex. The coding region runs from base 299 to 2206 and encodes 635 amino acids. Gene Ontology annotation, biological process: regulation of DNA-templated transcription.